Molecule: messenger RNA, 8758 nt
Organism: Patella vulgata (common limpet)
Lineage: Eukaryota; Metazoa; Mollusca; Gastropoda; Patellidae
Exons: 9
Coding region: 91-3273 (1060 amino acids)
Biological process (GO): Notch signaling pathway; protein ubiquitination
Molecular function (GO): metal ion binding
Source: RefSeq, a predicted model, not a curated record
AUUUAUAGCAGGUGGGCUGGAUAAGGACGACACCUGAAUAUUUAUAUAACUACAGAUCUCCGAGAGUGCUAUCUCCGAUUUUAAAAAGGUAUGGAAAACCACGAGUCAAGGUGUGCUGUUUUUAAAUUCCAGUCAGAGAAUACUGACUCCGACACAGCUGAUAUUGGAUAUACCUUGCGUCAGGAAAUGACUGCCAUCAACAUACUACCUAUGUGCAUAAUAACUCCAUAUGAAGAUAGUCCUUUGAAGGCAUUUGUCGCUUUUAAAUCUGGAACAGAUAAAGAAAAGGCAUGCAAGAAUGGUCAUAUUAAACUGUUUUCCUUCGAGGAUAUACAGCCAGGAAUUCUUAUAGCCGGUUCGUAUCGUAUAAACAUCAAACCAUAUAAUCUGUGGAGAACAACUACUACAGAAAAAUUGAAGGAGGAUUUAGAGGCCUCUUCUGGAGUAAAUGUCACGAUAAAUGAGAUGGCUGAAGUAUACAUAUCAGGUUGUAAACAACAGAUUAAUUUAGCCGAAUCCAUGUUGGAGAAACGUUACAAUAAUCCUAAUCCCCACCAAACUGGUGGUCAAUCUGAUGGUGAAGAAUGCAGCAUUUGUUUAGAAAUUAUAUCAAACAGAAAGACGUUGCCAUGUGGCCAUUCUUUCUGUCAGUUAUGUAUUGAUUUGGCAAUGAAGACCAGCAUAUGUUGUCCUAAUUGCCGAAAAAAUGUUCAUGGUAGGAUACAGACCCAGAAGCAACAAGUUUUACAUAUGACAGUUCAGACAACUAAAGAUUGUCAUGUUACUGGACAGGGUAAUCCUAUUAACCAGAAACAGGGAGAAGAUAAUACCACUUUUCCGCCACAGUGCUCUACUAGUACAAAACGUGUAACGCCAGUAAAGCAAGAGGUAGAGGCAAGACCAAAGGAACGGUUGCCUACUAAAUCUAUAUCGUUGUCAUCAGGGGAGUACCUCGGAGGAGCAAGACCAAAAGAAGCGACUGCCUCCAGACAAUACAAAAAAUACAACAUAAAGAAAUCUGUGUUUCAAGCUAUAAAUCAAAUCAUUGGUAAAGAAAUAGUUAGGGGAAUGUCUCAUUCAGAACAACGUGAUGGUAGUUUAGAUUUCUAUCUUCCUGAACCUACUACUGAUAAAACUAUUCUUAAGAUAAAAGAUUUAAUAGAAGAUAUCCGUCAUGAAGAAGUAAAAAUACCAGAAUAUAAGUUUGAUGAAGCUUGUGAGUUUAGUUGGAAUCAUGAUUAUAAAGAAUCUGUAUAUGUUGGUGUUGAUGAUGAUACAAGUACUGUACAUAUACUGGGAGUAAAUUUUCAUGAAGUUGAAGAAAUCGUCUACAAAUUUAAAAUAGCUGUAGGUUUAGUCACGAUAACUAAUAAAAAACAACAAAGAACAAGAGAUGAUAGUUUUAGUAGUCUUCCACAACAGACAGAACUUCAAGAACAGACUUACAAUACACCUAGUAAAAAUAUAAAGGUCAUUGUUAAGAAGUCAGAUAUUACUAAACUGAAUGUAGAUGUUAUUGUUAAUGGUGCUUAUGGUUAUACGAGUCAUGGUGGAGGUGUAGCUUAUUUUAUAUCUAAGGCUGGUCGAUAUAGACAAAUUCCUGUAACUGGUAUUUGUAAAACAACUGGAGGUAAUAUGAGAUGUAAAAAAGUUUAUCAUGCUGUAGGACCAAGAUGGGAUGAUUAUCGUGGUAAUAAGAAGGAUUGUGAAGAUGAUUUAUGUAAAACCAUUAUAAGAUGUCUGGUAGAAGCUGAUAAAGAUGGUUAUAAGUCAAUAGCUAUUCCUUCAAUAUCAUCAGCCAUAUUUGGAGUACCAAAACCAAUCUGUAUUGAGAUGUAUGUAAGAGCUGUCCAUAGUUUUGAUAACCUGCACAAUGUCAUCAAUCUCAGAGAAAUCUACUUUGUCGAUGUUCAAAAGGAUAUGGUUUUAUCUAUUCAAGGUGGUUUCGAAAUGUUUUUGAAAAAUCCAUUGGAUGAUUUACAAAAACAAACCCUUGGACGAAUGAUAGAGGAUAUAUCAGUUGGAACAAGGUAUGGGGACAUAAAUUCAGCAACAUCGUCUCAGAGUAAGCCAGACAGGUCAGAUGUUGCCCAAUCACAAGAAUCACAAGUGAAAAUGGUAAUAAAAGAACAGGAAUCUAAAACAUAUAUGAUAUGUUAUUUAAACCCUGAUUUUAGUAUACAUAUGUACCAAGCAGAUGCAGUCACAUCUUCUAAGACUGAUGCUAUUACAACUUGGGAAGAUACACAACUCAGCAACUUUAAUGCCAAUACCAAAAUUCUCAUUAAAGGAGCUGGUCAAAGUUAUGAAGAUGAAAGAACAGAGAUAAAAACUAAGAACAAAAAUAUGUUUAAAGCUGGAUCUGUUAUUACUACAUCAGCUGGUUCAUUACCAUUUAAAUAUAUCUUCCAUCUUGUUUCUUCAAUUAAACCAAAAGAAGAAGAAUUAGAGAGUUUAAUCUGUAAUCUUUUUGCAGAGACCAGAAAGACUUCAGUUAAUUCAGUUACAACAGUUAAUGGAAAUGUAGAUACUUCUGUGCUGUUAGAUGUUUUGUUGAAACAACUACAAGAAAAUAUUAAAUUGAAAAUACCAUCCACCUUGAAGGAAAUACAUUUGGUUGUGAAAUCAGAGGAGAAUAUGACAGAGUUAAGUAAAUUGCACCAAAAUCUGAUUCAUCAAGAAGAUGAUGAAGUCGGAAAAGAUGAAGAAUGUAGUAUUUGUAUGGAAGUUAUAUCAGAAAGGAAGAAUUUACCAUGUGGUCAUUCUUUCUGUGGACCGUGUAUUGAUCAAGCAAUAAAGAGUAGCAUAUUCUGUCCUAUUUGUAGAAAAAAUGUUUAUGGUGGUAUACAGACAGGCACCCAACCAGAAGGACACAUGAAAGUUACAACAAAUAAAUAUAGUCAUCUUCCUGGGUAUGAGAAAUAUGGUACUAUAGAAAUCAACUACAUAUUCAGAGAUGGCAUCCAGUCGGAGAAACACCCAAACCCUGGUAAACCAUUUAAAGGUACAACAAGAACAGCUUAUUUACCUGAUAAUAGAGAUGGUCAAGAAGUCUUAUCUUUAUUGAAAACAGGCUGGGAUAGAAGAUUGAUUUUUACUGUGGGUAAAUCUGUUACAACUGGACAAAAUGAUGUUGUAACCUGGAAUGAUAUACCCAUUAAAACAAGAAAACAUGGUGGACCAGACAGUUAUGGCUACCCUGAUCAUGGUUAUUUGAAUCGUGUUAAAGAAGAACUAAUGGCACACGGUGUAACAUCAGAAAAACCAAGAUAAUACAAUUGCUAUGGAAACAAAAAAAAAGGAGGGAAAAAGAUUUUUUGCUAUUUAUAAUUGUUUUUUACAAAUUUAAUUUUGGUUUUACACACCGAUAUUUUCUGCUUCACCUAUAUUGUUUGCUUUUAUAUAGUAAUCACUCCAGUCUAUCGAUCUGUCUAAUAUUUCUUUUCGGUACCAUAUAGACUCCAUUCUAUCAAUCUGUCUAAAAUUCCUUUUCGGUACCAUAUAGACUGAUUUUCUCAUCAAAUCAAUUUCAAAUUUAUAUUGAUUGUUAGAUUAUAUUAAGGUGUGGGCACUCACAUAUUUUAUUUUACAUUAAAAAGAUUACUCUGUAGAUUAAGCCAAUAUUGUGAUGACAGACAUUCUGUUCACCAAUGCCAAGUUUAUGUGGAAAAUUAAAAAACUGACUUUUUGCCUUGUACACAGACCCAAAGGGCUUACAUCUCUUCUGAACCACUGAUGCGUGCGAGGUAGGGACUUAAAUUUGAACAAAUUAAUACUAUUCUUACACUAGUUUAAAAAAAAAAACUCUAUAGUUUCAAGAUGUUUUCAGGUAAAUUAUUUACAGUAGUCGGUAUUGAAGUCAAAUAUAGAGACCAAUGUAGUAAAUAUUAUAUUAUUAAUUUUGCAGUGCAAAUCAUUGAAAUCAGGUCAAAUAUCUUUGUUUACCGUUACAUGGAAUAGGUCAGGAUUUAAACAAUACAUCAAAGGUGAUUUUCCGUGCUCUCUCCCAUUUAAAUUGUUUUUCCAAUUGACCUCAUCAAUAACAGAACUUUGCAAAUGUUGAGGUGAAACGGUUAAGUAGGUCCGGUUUUUAAACAAAGGUUAUGUGCAACUUUUAAAAAACAGGAAAGUUUGCCUGGUUGAAAUGUUUUUCAUUUCAACAUAGCUACCUUUUGGCGGAUUUUGCUUGGUGGAAAUGGUUCUUGUUUUAACUUGAUUUGUGAGUUUUUGGUCGAUUUUAAUAUAUUAUUCUUUAACUAGAUAUUGUAAUUAAUGUAUAAGUGUGUGAUUUUAUGACAGAGGUAGUAUUAAUUACAUUUUAAAUAUUAUUGAUUUUCUGAUAUAAAAAUAUGCUUACUAAUUUGUAUAGCCAGUUACCUGAUUUAUUUUUAUAAGUCUUAAAAUGUGUGGGAGAGUAACGGCCCAAUGCUUUACUCCACAAAAACAGAACUUUACUAACAGGAAGUCAUAUGAACAGCUUUUAGUGAGUCAGCAAUAAAAGAUGAUGACAACUAAUCUUCAAAUGAAUUUGAAAAGGUCAAAACAAGAUGAAAUGUCGAAUUGUAGACACAAUUUAGAGGCUAAAGUUACAAUUUGAUUGGCAGUAAACUCAUACACAGUGUUUAUAGAUUUAACAAUUUCCAACAAUUACUGUCAGAGUUUUUGCCCUUGAUUAAUUUAAAAUAUCUUGUGGACAUUCUAGAAGCUAAAGUUAUCAUUGUAGUAAUAUGGAUGGCGGGGAUUUGUGCUAAAGAACUCAUAUGUAGAAUAAUAUUAUGGUCUUGAUUAAUUAUUCUCCAUUGUCAAAAUAUUAGCUAUGGUAUAAUUUUAUUUUGAAACGCAAAUUAAAUUGUUUAUGAAAUAUUGUACCAAUAACAGGACAUGGGGGGCUAAAGAUGUUGUAUUCUGGAAUGAUAUUCACCAUAAAACAAGGACACGUGGUGGACCAGACAGGUUCAGUUCUAUUUACUAUUAUGACCAUAACUGGAAAGUUUAAGAUAGAAAUCUCCCAGAUAUACAUAGAUGCUAGCUAUAUUAAACAAUGAUUUGGUUUUCAUUUCGUAUAAGCUUGUGUCCACUUUAUAGAAAUCUGAGCGUAGCAACCCAAAGUUUGAUGAAGAAAACUGGGAGGGAAUUUAACUCACGGUAAUGAAUAAUAAAACAGUGAUUCAUUUUGUUUUAAUAAAAUGAUCUUUUAAAGAGUACCGGUAUAAAAGAAACCACACAAUCGGUUUUAAUCAUCAUUAAAAUUAUUUAUAAAUUGUUUUGUAGUUUUGGCUACCCUGAUCCUGGUUAUUUGAAUCGUGUUAAAGAAGAACUAAUAGCACAUGGUGUAACAUCAGAAAAACCAAGAUAAUACAAUUGCUAUGGAAACAAAAAACGAGGGGCAACUAUUUUGUUUUCUGUAUAUCUGUUAACUUACACAACGAUGUUUUCUGCUUCUCUUGUUUUAGAUCUGGCAGUUAUAAUUUUCUUUUAUUGUAUAUUUUUGUUAUAUUGAAAAAUGUUGGCGUAUUAUGUCGUCAUCCUGUUCGUUAGUCCAACGAUCCGCCCGUCCGUGAACAAUUAGCUUGUAAACGUAAUAGGGGCUAGAGUUUUUAACACAUUAUUUUUUAAAUUUGGUGUGAAGCCUUGUGGUCAUAAGAGAACGAACUCUAUCUAUAUUCAGCUUUCCGCAACCUUAAGUUCUGAGUUACGGCGUAACUUACGCGCCCUUUUUCGAAAACAUUGUGAACAUGAGAAAGGCUACAAUUUUAAUGUAUUUGUUUCAAAUCUAGUGUGAACCAUUGGAUUCAUGAGGGGAUGUACCGUGUCAACAACCCUGUGAACGUGAUACGUGGGACAAUAAGAAGCAUUGUGAUCAUGGGAGGGUGAACCCUCGAUAUUCAGCGUUUCGUGACCUUCCGUUCGGGAAACCUUAUGAAUGCAACAGACCCAUACAGGAUAAGUUUUGUUUUCAAAUGAAAAGAGGAGCCCUUUCCGUUCAUCUAAUUGAAAAUAUCGACUUAUCUUGCAUGGCAAUCGCUUGAUUAAAUUAGAUGUGAUCCGUUUGGCUCAUGAGAGGACAAGACAAACCCUAUCGAUAUUAAGCGUUCCGCGACCCUCCGUUCCCGAGUUAAGUGGCCCUUUUCGAAAAUAUUGUGAACACAAUAGAGGCUACAGUUUUUAACUGUCAAAACGGUAAAUCAUUGGAGUCAUGAGAGGAUGUACCAUGUCAAGAUUUAGUGAUCCGCGAACAUCCAUUCCUGAGUUAAACAAAUCUUAAAAUGUUUGCGGUUGGCCACUGUUAAAAAAUCGUAUAUGAAUUUAUCGUCCGGUCUACUUGACAUUUGUUUAAAUUUUGUUUACCUAUAAAAUAAUCACAACAUGACAAAAUGCAUGGACUGCUUGGAAAACUUGGCUGUAUUGGGUAGAUGUUUUGGUACAUUCUAGUCUCACAAACUCAUGUAAAUGAAAUUAUAGGUACCUUAUGAAACGAGAGAACUCUUUAAAAUUCAGUCUCUGCUGUAAUAACAUUUCUGGUCAUUUACACCAAAAAUGAAAUUGAUCAAAUUCUUUUUUAAAAAAUAAAUCGUUGUCUUAGGAUCAAUAUACAAUUAAAUCGAUUUAGAUGACAAAUAAGUGUAAAUUGAAUGAAAUGUGUUUUUUGAUUAGAUAAGGAACGCCAGUCGAUUAUGUCAAUACUGAGAUGCCAUAUCUGUCAGUAUUAAAUUAGAUUUUGACUCCAUCCAUUGCAGUAUUCUUCUUCUGAACCUUUGUUUUUGUUACUGCCAUCCUAGGACUUUAGGCGAGUUUCCAGGGGCCGCCUAGGCUCUGCUAGGGGUCUAGAUCGUCAGAGACGCAUUCUGACAAAAAAAAUUACCCAGCAAUAAAGUGAAAUUUUAUUUCUUUUCUAAACCCCUUACCAUGUAAACACAGUCGAUGGUGGUUUCCCGCGAUACUGAACUUGAGAAAUAUAUGCAUCAUAAUACCAAGGUUGUGGACAUUCUAAAGGUCACAAUUUUAUACGAUUUUGAUGGAACUGACAAUGUAUGUUUUUAACCGAAAGAUCUAUGUUUCUUUCGAUAUUGGCGUAUAUAGGACCGUCACAUCCUAUAAUAUAUACAUUUUUAGCUUGUGGACCCUCUAGCGCUCCAAGUUUUUAUUUGAUUGUAAAAACCGUUCCAAUAUAUCACCGUUACACCAUAAUUACAGUUGAGGUCAAAUGUGUGCAUUUUGUUGGUCCUCCAGAGGGACUACAAUUGCUGUCCCAUUCUGAUGAAACUUAACAAAUUAUGUUAAGGAUCAAACGAGUUUGAAUGAGAGGAUGCAUCCUAUUGAUUUUACCUCUUCCUCAUACAUUUCUUGCAAACUGUGGGCAUAUCUUGCAUGGCAAUCGCUUAAUAGUUAAAAACUAAAUAAUGUAAAGGGACUUUGCUGAAAAUUUCAGUCAAAUUGCUGCACUCUGAACCGAGAUAUUAGCUUUUGAAUUUUAGGCUAGACUGGAUCAUCAUUACUAAAGCCGGUACGAUAAAAAAAACAACCAAAGUCUCGAUUAUCCAUUUUUAUGUUUAAUUAUUUUUCAAAAAAAUGUAUUCCAAUCCGCUAAAUAUCACAGAAUAGCGAUGACAACGAGAGUUGAUUAUGGUCUGGAUAAGUUAAUUAAUUUCAAAUCAAUAAUUUAGAUAACAUUUCAAGCCUAAAGAAAGAACUGCAAUUGGCAGAUUUAGCUCUUGCAUAAUGUAUGUUUAAUUUAACUGGUCUUAACCGAUAGCAGUGAAUUAUUUGGAUAAGGGACACAAGGAAAGAGAGUGAGAAAAACUCUAUGGGCCUGAAAUAAAGAUCGACUGUUCAGUUAACUAAUCGUGACCCUCGCAACUGGGGUCUCUUAACCCAUGGAUCAGUAUAGAGCAUAACAGGGUUUUCUUCUGAAAGUCUACGUUCUAGAAGUCUCACUUCUAUGUUGAAAACAGGCCUCGCCGUAUCUAACCGCAUGAUUACUGUGUGCAAUAACCUGGAGAAAGGUGUACUUGCGGCCAAAUUAUUGGGGGUGGGGGAGCUAAAGUCCCCCUAGUCCGCCAAGCUUGAAUUGUCCUAGUCUCGGACAUUGUUCUUAAUAAUUGGAGUCCGCUCAGUUCUUUUGACAAGGAUGAAAGAUCAAGCCUUUGCCAUAGAAAUUUAUUAGGUAUAAAUGUACCCAGUGCUCAAGGGGGUAAAGACGAAUGAUCUAUACCAAAACCGUUACCAUAUUCGUAUUAUGAAAGUAUAUAACCGACCUAAUUAUCUCAAAAUUCUUAUGUCCAAGCCAAAUAGACUCCCCCCACCCGCAAUGAGUCUAUCUAUUUCCAUAGCAAGUAAACCAGUAUACUGUGCAGAAAAGUAUAGUUUUAGACCUACAUGUAUACAGCUUAAUGUUAAAUAAGUAUCAAAUUACUGUGUGGCGACCGGGUAAUCUCGAUGAUCUUACAUACAUGUACAUACAUCUUAGUUGUUUUCUACAUUAAUUUCUGCAUGUCUAAAUUUAUAUUUUGUUUGUGAAUCAUUAUUCAUUUAUCUUACAUUUACUGACGACUCAAAGAUUUUAAUAUUAUAUGUUGACAUUAAUAGUCUUAAAAUAGUUAUAGUCCUUCAAUGUGCUAUUCAAAUAUAUAACUGCUUAAUAAAUUAUUUACUUUUUAAACAAUUGUCAAUUUUACCAUAUAAAUAUAUAUAUAAGAUCACUGAGAUAUGAAAGAUUACGUUUAUAUCGAGUAAAAUUGUAUGUUCGAUCAUGUAUUUC